This is a messenger RNA of Diabrotica virgifera virgifera (western corn rootworm), 845 nucleotides long. Its product is annotated as ubiquitin-like-conjugating enzyme ATG10. Gene Ontology annotation, biological process: macroautophagy; protein lipidation; protein modification by small protein conjugation. Gene Ontology annotation, molecular function: Atg12 transferase activity. NCBI's taxonomy places the organism in Eukaryota, Metazoa, Arthropoda, Insecta, Coleoptera, Chrysomelidae. The coding region runs from base 245 to 751 and encodes 168 amino acids. Gene Ontology annotation, cellular component: intracellular anatomical structure. The transcript has 6 exons. The record is from RefSeq and is a predicted model, not a curated record.
CGGUUGUUACCACUGCCCGUUGCCUACUUAUUUUAAUGAAGUAAAGUAAUAUCUCCACAUUGUAUUGAACGAAAUUUAAUGUAAUAUUAUAACGUGAACGAAAUUCUUCUCGUAAAACAUAAAAAAUUGUAUUACAUAUUGUAAACUUUCGUCGAAAAAUGAGUUAAUGGUUAAUGGGCAAACCAGUUACCAAUAGACGAGCAGCUUAGAAGAAGCACAGGAUAUACACUCGUUCUUGGUAAAAAUGAUGUCACUUGAGUCGUUUCAGGGUUUCAUUGAAUCAAUAGUUACAAUAUCUAAUAAUAUAAGUGAUGGUUGGAAGUUGAUAUCAAAGCCAGAGGAGACAGAAAAUCAUAAAUAUAUACUGAAAAAACAAAUAGUCCAAUUAAAAAAUCCUGAGGAUGAAAAUGAAGAAAUUAUAGCGCAUUUUGAAUAUCAUGUAGCAUUCGGUAUUAGUUAUGGAGUUCCAGUUUUAUGUUUCAACAUUUGGAAAUCAAAUGGUACAAUGAUCACAUUAGAAGAAUAUUGGAAAUGCAAUACACGUUUUAAAGAAUAUAGUAUGUACGAGACCCUCACCCAAAUGGAUCAUCCCGUUUUACACCAGCCAGUCUAUACACUACACCCAUGCCGGACUCAAGAAAUUUUGGAACCUUUCAUGGAAAAAAGUAAAAAUCCGAUCAUCUCCUGGCUUAGCGUUGUAGGUCCAUAUGUGCAGCUGGAAUUACUUGAGGAUUAUCUGAAAAGUUGUUGAUUUUAAGAAAAAUAAUGAAAAAGUUUACGUUUUUAUAUUAAUUAAAAAUUACCAUGUAAUUUUUAUAAAUGUAUUACAAGUGAAUUAUGACUGA